UCCUUUUUCCAAUCUGCCAUUUUGAUAAUGUUAAAGGCGCAAGUAAGGCGUCUUGGGGAGUUAUAUAAUAUACUACUGGUCCAGUCAGUCCUCUUCUUUUGCCCAAUCCUGCUUACAGACGGCCACCUAGACCUUGUUCUUGAAAACCCGUCAGUCGGCCUUUAUCCCCUUUUGCGCGUGCAACAAAAUGUCAUUCAUUCUUGCCUAUCGAAAACCGAAGGAGAAGCUGGCGAGAGCCCGGGCGCGGGCACCAAGUAUUCCCAGGCUCCAUGAAAAUCUCACGAAGCUCAAGUCGAAGCCCUACAGGCUGUUGAACUUCGAAGAACUGCCCGCAUGGUACCAAGACAACCACUUCACAAGGUCGGGCUAUCGACCGGUAGCCAACUCGUGGUUUACAUGCCUCCUGUCCCUAGGACACCUGCACAACGAGUCAAUCAACAUCUACACUCAUCUGGUCCCGGCCUUUUGUCUUGCCGUGGGACAAGUCCUCGUCUACCGUGGUCUCAGCUGGUUCUACCCUGAGGCGUCGGUGGCCGAUUACGCCGUCUUCAGCAUCCAAGUCGGCGCUGCCAUCGUCACCAUGCUCCUUUCCUCCACCUAUCACACCCUCAUCUGCCAUUCCAAGGAUGUUGAGAAUCUAAUGCUGAGGGUCGACUAUGUGGGCAUUCUCACGCUGAUCCUGGGGAGCUUCUUUUCCGGGAUUUACGUUGGAUUCUAUUGCGAACCAUUGCUCCGUUGGGUCUAUUGGAGCAUGAUCAUCUCCCUCAGCCUCAUCACGGCCACGCUGGUUCUGCACCCACGCCUACAGGGCUUGAAAUACCGGGGCCAUCGAACGUGGGCUUUCAUCUUCACCGCACUGUCGGGCUUCGCACCCAUCCUUCACGGCCUCUACCUUUACGGCUGGCGCGAGAUGUGGGUACGCUCGGGGAUGCCGUACUGGUUUUUGGAAGGCGUCGUCUACGGCAUCGGCGCCUUCUUCUUCGUGACGCGGAUACCUGAGUCGAUAUGGCCCGGCGAUUUUGACAUCUGGUUUUCCUCACACCAGUUUUUCCAUGUCUUGGUGGUGGUUGCCAGUCAGGUACAUCUAUACGGGGUUUGGGUGGCUUUCGAUUGGAACUACCAAAACCAAAGAGUCUGUCCUGCCAUCGGAUUCUAGCUGGCGGCGACGAAUACAUGCAUGCAUCUAUGCUCUCACGCGACUUAGAACCAGUAAUCGACUUCGGAAGGCGACCUUGCCGGCCCGUCAAUUGCUCUAUGCAGUCUAUCGAAAUCUAGAUUCUAUGCUCAAACAGUGAACUUUUGCAGGUUGUCGGGAC
Molecule: messenger RNA, 1316 nt
Organism: Cladophialophora immunda
Lineage: Eukaryota; Fungi; Ascomycota; Eurotiomycetes; Chaetothyriales; Herpotrichiellaceae
Exons: 1
Coding region: 188-1156 (322 amino acids)
Cellular component (GO): membrane
Molecular function (GO): signaling receptor activity
Source: RefSeq, a predicted model, not a curated record